This is a messenger RNA of Haliotis rufescens (red abalone), 7359 nucleotides long. RefSeq names its product rap guanine nucleotide exchange factor 4-like. The coding region runs from base 1537 to 4617 and encodes 1026 amino acids. The transcript has 29 exons. Gene Ontology annotation, molecular function: guanyl-nucleotide exchange factor activity. NCBI's taxonomy places the organism in Eukaryota, Metazoa, Mollusca, Gastropoda, Lepetellida, Haliotidae. Gene Ontology annotation, biological process: Ras protein signal transduction; positive regulation of GTPase activity. The record is from RefSeq and is a predicted model, not a curated record. Gene Ontology annotation, cellular component: plasma membrane.
UCCACUGGCCACAUCAGGCCGUCUUCUCGGUCUCCUCUGCUAUUUAGUAGCGUUUUGGGACUAGGGAGUGAUAAACAUUGAUUGUGCGACCAACGGAGCGAUAUAAUCAUGUCCAACCUUCAGAGGUGCAACCAGGAGGAGACAGGCCAGACAUGGAGGGACAAUGACGCCGGGGACUUGUGACUGCUGUCCGGCCUGCUAGAGACAUGUCUAAAUGACAGCUGGAAAUGCGAAUGUGGAAACACGAUGGUGCAAGCGGGGUUGAUGUCGUGCCUAUGGUGUUAAACAAUACUAAAAGUAUCCGACAUUACGCAGCUGGUGUUUUCCUAACUGCUGACGCCUGACAUACACGAAGAUGCCAUGGGGAAAAGGACGGGGGAAAAGGAACGCUUGACGUAUAGGGUAUUCCUCACUGAGGCAAUGGCGGUAACGGGAAUUGGUCAUCGCUGAUGUAAACACACAUGGUGGUCGACAUGUGCCAGUAGGUGUGGUAAGACAUCUGCCAGGCUCCACGGAUGUGUGAUACCGAGGCACAAUUGACGCGCCCAGUCAGCAACAGCCGAUUAAUGACGUCACGGCAGUCCAGAGAGAGACCUCCAACAUGUCAUCUCGAAGACAAAAACGCUCGUGACACCUUACUUAGGACGAUGCCAAGAGCAAGUAAUUCAUGUCUAAAUGUUCAUACUUAAAAAAUAAACUAUCAACAAGUUCGACCAGUCUGGACAACGGGACGUAUUUGUGAGUGCUAAACAAGCUUCUGACAGUGGAUACUUUGAUACAUCAAAAUAUAAUAUAGUACUCCAUCAGCCAUUGUCUGAUUGGACUCAUGCCCUCAUCAUGCGGUUGGAUAAUUUAAAGGAUUAUAACUUCCAUACUUAAAAGAUCCACGAUGUGUAGGUGGAUGUGUAAAAGUCAAGGGUUUGAGACAUUUGAUUAUCAAUUUAAGCAUUUAAUCUGAGAAUGUCAAAGGGAAGUUGUUGACAGAUAAUUGUUGACUGCUGACAUACAGUGGGAGACCAAGCUAUGUGACACAUCAAUUAAUGCCCUUGCAGCUGUUUCAACCGGAACCAUAAGCAGCUGAUGUAUGCAAGCUGAGAUCAGGAACCUCGUUUGGGAGCUGAGAAUAGAAACUGUGUGUUUGAGCUGAGUUUAGUAGCUGUGUGUUUGAUCUGAGUUUCGGAGCUGAGACAAGGAGCUGAUUGUAGUAGCUGUGUGUUUGAUCUGAGUUUCGGAGCUGAGACAAGGAACUGAGAUCAGGAGCUGAUUGUAGUAGCUGUGUGUUUGAUCUGAGUUUUGGAGCUGAGUUUUAGAGCUGAGACCAGGAGUUGAGUGUAGAAGCUGAGUCAAUGAGAUUAGUCCAGUUAGAGCUGAAUCCAAGAGCUGAGUUCUGGAGACAAGUUCAGGAGCAGAGGUUAGGAGUUGUCCUAGAGUUUACUGAGGCAUUGACUGGAGGAUAAACAAAACCUUCUAUCUGGAAAAACAUGUUCCAUCAUACAUGCAGCAGUGACAACCUCACAACAUCUUCAGCGUAACAUCAUGGUGGCGGAAUGGAUUGCCUGUCUGGACAAGAGGCCGGCAGAUCGGAGUGGGGAGGACCUCGACAUCAUCUACUCCCGCCUUAAAGACAUCAAGGCCCUGGAGAAGUUCCAUCCUCUGCUGUUGCAACAGAUCUGUUACUAUGGUUACUACGAGGACCUGGAGAAGGGUGUCACAUUGUUCCGUCAGGGCGAUGUCGGCACCAACUGGUACACCGUUCUGUCCGGCUCCCUGGAGGUCACAGUAUCGGAGUCUGGCAAUCAGAAGGAUGCUGUGACACUGUGUAUUCUGGGAGCAGGAACAUCGUUUGGCGAAGCAAUCCUCACCAACAAACCACAUCAUGCAACAGUAGUUACACGGGACUACACAGAACUCAUUCGUGUCGAGCAAAAGGACUUUAAAAUACUGUGGGAUAGAAACAAACAGUUAAUGGAGGGAGUACUGACACCUCUAAGUGCCUUGCCUCUAGAUGUGAACACAAAGCGCCCCGGUGAUAUGAGAAGAAAUACUGCCAAAUCUGUGUACUCAACAGCAAGUGACACUGAUGAUCUCCCAAACCCUGCCGCUCCCAUCACAGCAAUUCCUUCGGUAAAGUUAUCACGUGGUGGUCAUGUGAUACGAACAGUGUUGCUGACACGAGCUCCCCACAUGAUCCGAGACAGGAAGUAUCACCUCCGCACCUACCGCAGAUGCAUGGUGGGAUCUGAGAUGGUGGACUGGCUGCUGCAGCCAAGUACCCUCGUCCACUCUCGGAACCAGGCCGUGGGCAUGUGGCAGGCCCUCCUGGAGGAGGGGGUCAUUGUGCAUGUGUGUCACCAGCACCAGUUCAAGGACAAGUACUUGUUCUACCGGUUCUGUGAGGAUGACGAGGGGGUGGGGACAGUACCGACAUCUGGGGAACGGAAGGAAUGUGAGGAGGAGUUGGGGGAGACGCUGGCGCUGCUGGCACAGAUCGGACCCGAUGCCAUGAUGAGGAUGAUCCUGCGCAAACCGGCCCACGAGCGGACAUCGGAGGACUUGGAGAUCAUCUAUGAGGAAUUGCUGCACAUCAAGGCUCUGUCUCAUCUAUCCACCAUGGUGAAGAGGGAACUGGCCAGCGUCCUUCUGUUUGAGUCCCAUGCCAAGGCCGGUACUGUCUUGUUCAACCAGGGUGACGAGGGCAAGUCGUGGUACAUCAUCCUCAAGGGCUCGGUCAAUGUCGUCAUAUAUGGCAAGGGGAUUGUGUGCACUCUUCAUGAAGGUGACGACUUCGGCAAGCUUGCGCUGGUCAACGAUGCUCCAAGGGCUGCCACCAUUGUCUUGAGAGAAGACAGCUGUCACUUUCUUCGAGUAGACAAAGAAGAUUUCAACAGGAUUUUGAGGGAUGUGGAGGCAAAUACCGUGCGUCUGAAGGAGCAUGGGGAAGAUGUGCUGGUCCUUGAGAAGAUCCCAACAAACAUUGAAGGGCCUGACGGGACUGUGCGAGCACACUACAAGUAUUCCGUGAUGGCUGGGACGCCCGAGAAGAUGCUGGAGCACCUUCUGGAGACAUGGCUGCCCGUCGACAAGUCAACGGAAGAGAUGGCCAUGGAGGUGGUGGCCAUCUCCAAACGUAAGCAUAAUUUCCUGGAAGACUUUUUGCUGACUCAGGUCAUCUUUAUGCCCAAUGAGAGACUGUGUAAGGCUCUGAUGAACCACUACGACGCCGAGGCCACGCAGGGAACCGACCAGGAGAUAGCAGAGUACAUGGAGACACACAAGCGCAGUGUGGUCCUGUUCGCACAGGAGUGGCAGAGCAUCGUGUCCGAGGACUUCUUGGAGGAUAAAGUCAUCCGACAUUUUAUGGGGGAGCUGCAGCUUGCUGUGGAGGAAGACAGUAUGAUGUACCCAGCUCUUGCAGAGGAGCUCGACCUUCUGGAAAUGAUUGCUAUGCAGUCGAAAAGCAAUUCUCCCCCAGAAGGGAAGCAGGCCAAGAGGAAGAUCACCCCGACACUUAUCCUCAGCCGGAAGGCCUCCAAGAUCAGCUUGAGUGAAACUUCCAAGAAGAGGAGACCCAUUAAGCCUUCAGAUGAAAACAUCUUUAAGGUGUAUUGUGCCGAUCACACAUACAGCACCAUCAAGGUUCCCAUGGCAACCAUUGUGGCAGAGAUCGUGGGCCAUGCUCAGGAGAAGCUGUGCCUGGGAGAUGACUUGGUUCUGUGUGAGGUCAAGUCAACUGGAGAACGGAUCAUUUACAAGAAAAAUGAUCUGUGUGUGACAACAGGCCUGAGCCUCAACGGGCGGCUGUUUGUGACACCCCGGGAGCACCUUGAUGCCCUGACACCGCUUCCGGAGCAAGAAGGACCAACGUCCGGCACGGCUGCCCUGCUGGAGUUGAUGAGCACCAAGGAGGUGGCAUACCACGUCACUCAGUACGACUGGGAGCUGUUCAUGUGUGUCCAUGAGUACGAGCUGAUCUAUCAGGUGUUCGGUCGUCACAAGUUCAACAAAAUCACAGCCAACCUGGAUUUAUUUCUCCGACGCUUCAAUGAGAUCCAGUACUGGAUCGUCACGGAGAUGGUGCUGACGCAGAAUGUCAGCAAGCGGGUCCAGCUGCUCCGCAAGUUCAUCAAGGUCGCUGCACAUUGCAAAGAGCAUAAGAACAUUCAGUCCUUCUUCGCCAUCGUGAUGGGCCUGAGCAACAUUGCAGUCAGCAGACUGUCACAGACAUGGGAGAAGUUGCCAAGCAAGUUCAAACGAAUGUUUGCUGAGUUUGAAACCAACAUGGACCCCUCCCGCAACCACCGAUCAUACCGGGUGAAUGCAUCCAAGAUGACUCCCCCCAUCAUUCCCUUCAUGCCCCUCCUCAUGAAAGAUAUGACCUUCACCCAUGAAGGAAAUAAGACCUACUUUGACCGUCUGGUCAACUUUGAGAAGAUGCACAUGAUUGGCCAGACAAUAAAGACAGUGCGUGUGUGUCGCAGUGUUCCUUUUGAUAUGGAGCUUCCCCCCUCUCUGAAGACAAGCCCUGAUGUGAGGAGCUAUGUCAGGAAUCUCAGUGUGAUUGACAAUCAGAGGACUUUAACCCAGUUGUCUCAUAAACUGGAGCCGAGGAGGACAUGACACUCAAUGGGGUGUUAGAUAUUAUGAUAUGUGUUGAUCCUGCGGGAUGCUCAUUGACACCUCCUCAAUAACCCGUACAGUGCCUUGAAACCUUGGAUAUCUCCACUUCAGUGACAUCCACAAACACUGCGCUGACUGUAGUGGGGACAUGUGUUCAGGAUCAGAGAAACCUUUAUGGAAGAGAUCCUAGCACUGUGGGAAGAGAUGAUUUCCCCAUGAGAAGAUGUGUAAUGGCCAUGGAUAGAAAUGCUAUCACCAUGGGAAGAAAUCUUAUCAUCAUGGGAAGAUAAGUUAUCACCAUGAGAAGAUAUGUUGUCAUCAUGAGAAGAUAUGUUAUCACCAUUGGAAGAAAAGUUAUCACCAUGAGAAUUUAUUUUGUCAACAUGAGAUAUAUUAUCACCAUGAGAAGAUAUGAUAUCAUCAUGGGAAGAUAAGUUAUCCCCAUGAGAAGAUAUGUUAUCAACAUGAUAUGUUAUGACCAUGGUAAGCUGUUAUCUGCAUGAGAAUAAAUGUUAUGGCUGUGAAAAAAUAUAUUAUCUCCAUGGAAAGAGAUGUUGUGACCCUGGGAAGAUAUGUUUUGACCAUGAGAAGAUGUGUUAUUCCUAUGGGAAGCUAUGUAACGGCCAUGAAAAUAGAUGUUAUCUGCAUGGGAAGAAAUGUUAUGGCUGUGAAAAAAUAUGUUAUCACCAUGGUAAGAUAUGUUGUGACCCUGGGAAAAUAUGUUAUCACCAUGAGAAGAUGUGUUAUCCCCAUUGGAAGCUAUGAAUAUAGAUGUUAUCAGCAUGAGAAGAAAUGUUAUGGCUGUGAAAAACUAUGUUAUGGCUAUGGGAAGAUAUGUUAUGGUCAUCGCAAGAUCUAUUAUUGCCCUUGGAAGAAAUGUUAUCACCAUGGGAAGAAAUAUUGACACCAUGGGAAGAAAGGUUUUGAAUAUAGCCUACUACCAACACAAAAUAGGGUAAUUGAUGAAAUGAUAGUGAAGGUGUAAUGAUUAUAAAUGUCUAAAAUUAAUUUUGGGCGUGUUGAUCAAUACCUGGAGUGUCCACCAUGUUGGGUGAUACAUGCACCACAUCUGGAUGGCACACCCUUGAUUAACUUGCUUGUGGUUGCCCUUGGUAAUGCCUUCGAUUCCGCCUGAAGCCCUACCCCAACCUGGGCCACUUUGGCAGGUGUUAGUCUCUGAUGUACACUCUCUGCCUGAGAACAUCCCACAGAUGCUGUAUUGGGGACAUGUCAAGGGACUUAGCGGACUAGUCGAGUGUCUGUAUGCCUUCUCGUCGGAGAUAAUUUGUUAGUUGAAAACUACUGCCGAUAAUUCUAGUGAAUGGAAUGGCAGAAUGCAAAAUUUCAUCAAAAUAAAUUGUGAAAACAAUCUGUCUGUAGGUCAAGUGGGAUGAGUAUCUGUAUGUAGGUCUGAGGGAAGACCAUCUGUCUGGAGAUCAAGUGGGGAGACAAUCUGUCUGUAGGUCAAAUGGGAAGAUCACAUGUCAGUAGGUUAAGUGGGAAGACCAUCUGUCUGGAGGUCAAGUGGGAAGACCAUCUGUAUGUAGGUCAAGUGGUAAAACCAUCUGUCUGGAGGUCAAGUGGGAAGACCAUCUGUCUGUAGGUCAGGUUGGAAGACCAUCUGUAUGUAGGUCAUGUUGGAAGACCAUCUGUCUGUAGGUAGGUCAAGUGGGAAACCAUCUGUCUGUAGGUCAAAUGGGAAAACCAUCUGUCUGGAGGUCAAGUGGGAAACCAUCUGUCUGGAGGUCAAAUGGGAAGACCAACUGUCUGUAGAUAAAAUUGGAAGACCAACUGUCUGUAGGUCAAGUGGGAAGACCAUCUGUAGGUCAAGUGGAAACUAUCUGUCUGGAGGUCAAAUGGGAAGACCAACUGUCUGUAGAUGAAAUGGGAAGACCAUCUGUCUGGAGGUCAAGAGGGAAAACCAUCUGUUUGUAUGUAAAGUGGGAAAACCAACUGUCUGUAGGUCAAAUGGGAAGGUCACGUGUCAGUAGGUUAAGUGGGAAGACCAUCUGUCUGUAGGUCAAGUGGGAAGACCAUCUGUAUGUAGGUCAAGUGGGACGACUAUCUGUCUGUAGGUCAAGUGGGAAACCAUCUGUCUGCAGGUCAAAUGGAAAGACCAUCUGUGUGCAGGUCAAAUGGUAAAACCAUCUGUCUGGAGGUCAAGAGGGAAAACCAUCUGUUGGUAUGUAAAGUGGGAAGACCAACUGUCUGUAGGUCAAGUGGGACGACUAUCUGUCUGUAGGUCAAUUGGGAAACCAUCUGUCUGCAGGUCAAAUGGGAAGACCAUCUGUCUGGAGGUCAAGAGGGAAAACCAUCUGUUGGUAUGUAAAGUGGGAAAACCAACUGUCUGUAGGUCAAGCUGGAAGACCAUCAGUAUGCAGAUCAAAUGGGAAGACCAUCUGUCUGCAGGUCAAGUGGGAAGACCAACUGUCUGUAGGUCAAGUGGGAAGACCAUCUGUAGGUCAAGUGGGAAACCCUCUCUCUGGAGGUCAAAUGGGAAGACCAACUGUCUGUAGGUAAAAUGGGAAAACCAUCUGUCUGGAGAUUAAGUAGAAAUACUAAUAUUUUCUCCUGGCCAUGUGACCAAGUAGACUGAAGGGAUCGAUUUUGCACUAUAAGAUAUAUCUGCAAUGACUUUCAAAGAAAAAAAUGUUCAAGUAUGUGUAUAAAUUCAAAGAAAUAGUUUAAAUGUUUGUCAUUAUUUCUUGUUAAAAACAACUUAAAUAAACAAUGAAUUUAUAA